This is a messenger RNA of Saccostrea cuccullata (small rock oyster), 1389 nucleotides long. RefSeq lists its product as uncharacterized. NCBI's taxonomy places the organism in Eukaryota, Metazoa, Mollusca, Bivalvia, Ostreida, Ostreidae. The transcript is spliced from 3 exons. The coding region runs from base 1 to 1389 and encodes 462 amino acids. The record is from RefSeq and is a predicted model, not a curated record.
AUGGCGCAAAGUCAGCUUUUCUCCCCAGAUGCCUUAGGGAGAAGAACACCGUCUUCUGAUAGACUGCAGGUUUGUGUUUCGGAAAACGAGCAAAUUUCCGACGAUGCAGAAAGUGAUUAUGAGCAAACGCCAAUUCAGGGCAAUAAAGACAAAAAUACGCCAAUAAGGGGCACAAAAGAUACGCCAAUACGGGGCACAAGAAAUACGCCAAUACGGGGCACUAAUAAUGCUUGUACGCCGAUUCAGGGCACUAAUGAAGAACCUCACUCUGAUGAAGGUUCGGGAAGAGAAUGGAGAAACGAACGAGUUAAUGCAUCCAAAAGUGAAAGUAGAAAGAGAAAGCGUGAGAAGGAGAGCGAUAGCGAUUCAGAAGAAUCAAGUUCAGAUGACAGCAGUAGUUCAAAUGAUUCCGAGUCAGAUUCAGAUUCAGAUAUAUUCAAUCCUUCACAGGUUUUGAAGAUGAAGGGAGAAAUGGUGCAGGUCGACCCCAGCGGUUUUUUCGGACAGGGCCCUCAAACAACAGAUACCAGUUUGGGGGCCACAACUACAGAGGACAACAGAGCCAGAGAGGCAGAGGUUCAGCAAAGUUUCCUCUUUCCAGAAAGACAGAAAAUCAGUAGAAAUGAAGACAACAAAACAGCGAUGACUUACAUCAACAAAAUGGGUGGAACAGUAUCCAAGAUGUGCAAUCAGUUAGCAUUAGAUCUCUGGGAAUGGUGUCUGAAAAAGAGUAUCUCAAUGAGAGCAGAAUUCAUUCCGGGAAAGGAAAAUGUCAUAGCAGACUGGGAGUCCAGACAUCACAAGGACUCAAGCAGUUGGGGGUUAGAUCCAUACAUAUUUCAAAUUCUAAUGAACAAAACAAUAGAUUGCAAAGUAGAUCUGUUUGCAGACAGAACCAAUGCAAAACUAGACAAGUUCAUCAGUUGGAUGCCAGAUCCAGAAGCAAUGGCACACAAUGCACUGUUGCAUCCCUGGGUGGGAAUAAGGGGGUAUGCAUUUCCCCCGUUUUGUCUCAUUUCUCAAUGUCUGAGCAAGAUUCAGAGGGAAAAAGCAACGAUUCUCCUAGUAACCCCAGCAUGGUCAGCCCAACCAUGGUAUGCAACGAUUCUGAAGAUGUGCAUUCAGGAUCCCAUUCUCCUCCCAAUAAUUCCCAAUCUCCUAAUGUCAGACAAGGGAGAACCUCACCCACUAGUGAGAAACAACUCACUCCAGUUAGUCGGAUGGGUUGUCUCAGGAGAUCCAUGCAAACAAUGCACUUAUCGCAAGAGACUGAAGAUCUCAUCUGUAACUCAUGGGGAAAGGGCACAACAUCUUCUUACAAUUCAGCCUGGAAAAAGUGGGUUAGCUGGUGUGUCAGAAGGGAGGUUGAUCCAUUUUCAGCCCCUAUAA